This is a messenger RNA of Neurospora tetrasperma FGSC 2508, 674 nucleotides long. RefSeq lists its product as uncharacterized. The record is from RefSeq and is a predicted model, not a curated record. The coding region runs from base 1 to 594 and encodes 197 amino acids. Lineage: Eukaryota; Fungi; Ascomycota; Sordariomycetes; Sordariales; Sordariaceae. The transcript has 5 exons.
AUGUUCAACGUCGGCCGUCAUAUCGUCAUUCUGCCAGAAACGCUCAAGUUAGACAUGGAAACAGAUGAAAUAGGCAUCCACUUACACAGUAUGGAGAUACUAACCCAAUUGCCCUUGCUACCUUCAGUGUACUAUGAACGUGAUGAAGUGCGAAUCACAAGGAGGCACGGGCUGGAGGUGUAUCAAUGGUGGAUACCCCGUCUUCGUCUCUGGAAGUCAGCCUAUUCCAGCAAUGAUUACGCUUCUCUAGCGCAUCCAGCGCUAGAACAGAGCCACAACCACGCACCCCGUCAUUCGUCAGGGGCUAGGCCGUCCGUCAUGCGAAUCUUCCCCGAAUAUCUUUGGAACAUUUCCACUGGGACAGGAACCAAACCAGACAACCCCUCCUCAAGGCGCAGCAGGCUUCUUGAGGCUUGGUUUUAUCAACGCGCCGGUUUGAUAGUAGACGUCCUUUUCCAAGCAUCACCGGGCCUCAGGGCAUGCCCUUACGCAAGCCGAAUGUGCAGAUAUGAUCUAACAAGUACCUUUACGUACAGUCCGACGACGCAGUCCAGGAAUCCAGGACCCCGAACGAAGAAAGCGGGGGCCCUAUAGACAUCCGAUAACCAAGCGUACCUUUUACCUUAUCUCUCGACCUUCCAUCUUAUUUUUCGCAAUCCAUCCCGCUUCCCCAG